CGGAGCACCGACACCGGGUCCGGUCCGGCCCCGAUCAGCUGUGGUCCCGCAGGUCCGCUCCCCGGUCCGGGUCCCACUUCUCCACGAGGGUUUCUUUCUUUCUCGGGUGCGCGCAGAGUUUUCUGUUGGAGUGCACGAGCCCUGCUGAUUGAUUUGAUUGGUUGACACUCUGUGACCAUGGACAUGGACCGACUGAUGAAGGUGAUGAUGGUGAUGAUGAUGAUGAUGAAGGGCUGUGAAGCUGCUGCCAGGCCGAAGGCGUUGGGCCGCAGCUCAGCAGUAAAGACGCUCGCCAACGAUUUGAUUCACCCGGGAACACGAAACAAGCGCUACGCCAUCAACCCUCUGGGACACAAGUGGACUCACUUCAACAUCACCUACAGGAUCACCGAGUUCCCCAACACUCUGAACCGGGACGACACCAGGAAGGCCAUCAGCAUCGCCUUCACCAAGUGGAGCGACGUGUCGCCGCUCAGCUUCACUGAAGUCACCGACAGCAACGCCACAGCGGACAUCACCAUCGGUUUCUACACAUUCAACCACACUGACUGCUGGUGGUCUCCUCUCCAUCCGUGCUUUGACGGGCUGAACGGCGAGCUGGCUCAUGCCUUCCUUCCACCGCGGGGAGAAAUCCACUUUGACAACCAUGAGUUCUGGAUCCUUGGCAAGUCCAGGUUCAGCUGGAAACAAGGGGUCUGGCUCAAUGACCUGGUCCAGGUGGCGGCACAUGAGAUUGGCCACGCUCUGGGUCUGUGGCACUCCAGAGAUCCUCAGGCCCUCAUGCACCCCAACGCCACGUACACAGGACAGAGGAACAUCGCCCAAGACGACGUGUGGGGCAUCCAGAGACUCUACGGGUGUCUGGAUAAGAAGCGUGUGUGUGACCCGUGGGCUCGUCUGGGUUUCUGUGAGCGCAGAAAGUCGUUCAUGAGGAAGAACUGUCCUCAACGCUGUGACCUCUGCUACGAGCCUCUGGAUGAGGUCGCCACGCCGACGCCUCCUCCGGCCAACGUGAAGGUGAAGCUGGUUCCUCGGGGGAAGGUGGUGGCUUUCCGCUGCGGAGCCAGGAACUCUCGCUCUCCACCCAAAGUCAGCUGGUUCAAAGAUGGAGAGCAGAUCCUCACCUCCAUCCCCGGCUACAUCGUCAUGAAGGACAGGGACUUGCGCAUCGUCGCCAAUGAGUUCAACGAGGGCGUGUACACCUGCCGCAUCCAGCGCCGCGGCGACACUGUGUCUGCUAACUCCUGGGCCGUCCGCCUGAAGCCGGAACCGCCGUCCAACAGCUGAGGACGCCUGCAGGAGGAACCACUGCCAGGCUGUUUGGACUGUUCACAGAAACACUCUGACGGUUUGAUCCUGAACAGGUGGAAGAGACGUACAUCUUCCCACGGAGACUCUCCUGCUCGUCCGGCUGUGGUUCAGUUCACGGUUAUUUAUAAGAGAUUAAACAGUCAUCACAAAGCACUUCUAUAGAGAAAAAAAACCAACAAUUCUACCUGAACAAGCAGAGGAGGCAGUGGAAACAAUUCCUUUAACAGGAAGAAACCUGCGGAACCAGACUCAGAGGAAUAGGCUUUCUGUAGAACAAGACUCAGGUAGAGAAACCUGCAGAACUAAGCUCAGAGAUGGAGACUUCCUGUGGAACCAGACUCUUGUGGAGAAAUCUGCUGAACCAGACUGAGGGGAGUGACGACUUUCUGCAGAACCAGACUCAGAGGAUCACACUUUCUGCAGAACCACACUUAGAACUCAAGACUUUCUUCAGAAGCAGAGUCAGAGGUUAAGAUAUUAUGCAAAACCAGACUCAGAGGAGACUUUCUGCAGAACCAGACCCAGAGGAAGAUCCUUCCUGCAGAACCAGACUCAGACGUGGAGACUUGUUUAAUGUGGCGUUGAAGGACAAGUCCUGUUCAGAG
Molecule: messenger RNA, 1916 nt
Organism: Salarias fasciatus (jewelled blenny)
Lineage: Eukaryota; Metazoa; Chordata; Actinopteri; Blenniiformes; Blenniidae
Gene: mmp23bb
Product: matrix metallopeptidase 23bb
Exons: 8
Coding region: 178-1287 (369 amino acids)
Biological process (GO): proteolysis; extracellular matrix organization; collagen catabolic process
Cellular component (GO): extracellular matrix
Molecular function (GO): zinc ion binding; metalloendopeptidase activity
Source: RefSeq, a predicted model, not a curated record